AUGCGCACGACCAAAGGGCGAGGUGACAAGGCCUAUAAAGGGUAUAUUGCUAUCUUUGUGUGCUGUGCCACACGAGCUAUACAUUUGGAGGUUGUAUCAGAUUAUUCUGCUGAGGGUUUCAUUGCCGCCUAUAAGAGGUUUUCGGCUCGACGAGGCCUCAGUCAUACUCUUUACAGCGACAAUGGGACAAACUUUGUGGGAGCUGACCGACAGUUACGCGAACUAUUUUCUGAGGCUUCAGCUGAGUCAGACAAGAUUGUUCGUCAUAUCACCGACAACCAUACAACUUGGAAAUUCAACCCUUCCGCCGCUCCACACUUUGGAGGAUUGUGGGAAGCUGCGGUAAAAUCUGUUAAGCACCACCUCCGCCGCUUAGUCGGAGACACUACUUUAACCUUCGAGAAAAUAUACACUUUUCUCACACAAGUGGAAGCUUGCCUUAAUUCAAGGCCAAUUCAAUCUCUGAAGGACGAUCCUAGCGAUUUGGUAGCGCUAACUCCUGGACACUUUCUCCUCGGCUCGCCAAUUUACACAAUACCAGAGCCUUCAGUAUUGGAGGCAAGACUAACACCUAAAGAACGUUGGAAACUCGUAACACAAAUGUUUCAAACCUUGUGGAAGAGAUGGUGGACGGAAUAUAUUCACGAGAUACAAACUCAUCAUAAAUAA
Messenger RNA from Belonocnema kinseyi, 669 nucleotides. RefSeq lists its product as uncharacterized. NCBI's taxonomy places the organism in Eukaryota, Metazoa, Arthropoda, Insecta, Hymenoptera, Cynipidae. The record is from RefSeq and is a predicted model, not a curated record. Gene Ontology annotation, molecular function: nucleic acid binding. The transcript has a single exon. The coding region runs from base 1 to 669 and encodes 222 amino acids.